AUGAUGGCCACCGUCCUGUUUCCAACGGCCGCGUUGUCCAUCCCUUUUCUGCCUGCACCUCCUGCGCGUAUCUCUGGCCGGGCCGUGGCCGGUCUUUCCGUUGCGGGACAAAAACAACCACAACGGCAACAAAUAUCGCAGAUCCCUCGGCUGCAGUUUUUCCUGGGAUGCACCCUCUACGUGCUGCACAACGCGUGCGCGUGGCUCUACGUCCGGGGCUGCCUACCGCCGGCGCAGUGGACGCUGCAGCAGCAGCAGCAGCCAUCCUGGGGAGGGCUCGGCGCAGAAGGAGGCAACCACGUCAUGCACGUUGAGAUCCUGCUGCCGUACGUGAUCGGAUUCCUGUUCGGCAUCGGCUACGGCUCCGUCGUGGCCGCCGGGGGCUGGGAAGCACUGCGCGAGCCCGCCGACCCGGGCGGCGCCGCCGGGGCCACCGGCGGUGGCGGUGGCGGUGGCAGUGGCAGUGGCAGUGGCAGUGGCAGUGGCGGUGAAGCCCCCGGCAGCGGUAGCGGCGGCGGCGGAGAGGCGACGAACAUUUCGUUCGCGGCGCAGGUUUGCGCCUGGGACAGCCGCGCGGAGGAAGAGGCGCAGGCCGCCGGCGACGGCGAGGAGGACGAUGACGACGACUUCGAUUCGUCGUCGGGACCCGGCAGCGACAACGACGACUCGGGCGACGCGGGGGAUAACCACCCCGGCGGUGGUGGUGAAAGAAGAGCGGCGGCGGCGGCGGCGGCGGCAGCGGCAGCUUCGCCUUCGAAGGAGGGGGCGGGUACCACGGCGCGCGGCGGGCGGGUGACACGCUCUCGGGCUCACAACAUCGGAUUCAAAGAAGUCGCCGACAGUGGCGGCGGUGAGAACACCGCAGGAGGAGGCGGUGCUAGCGGCAGCGCCCCCGCCGCGCUUGACCCCGUCGGAGACCCCGCUCGAACGUCGAGACCGGUGACGUGCGACAAGCCCGGGCGUUCCACCGAAGGCUCCGGCGGCACCGCCACGACCUCGUCUUCCGGAGGGGGGGAGGGUGGCGGUAGCGGCAGCGGCGGCGGCGGGAGCGGGGUCGGUGGGAGCGGGGAGCCUCUCCGGCGGCUGAGUCUGGUCCACCAGCCGACGCGAUUCGACGGCACGGAGGCGGAGGACGACGAGGACGACGAGGAGGACGGCUACGGCUGGGGGCAGCAGGUGGUGGUGAAGCCGGUGAAGGUGUCGCUGUGGGACAAGCGUGGGCUGAGGUCGAAGGCGCUGCUGUCCCUCAACCAGCUCCGCGCGUGCAUCAUCGAGCGCGCCGAGAGCACUCCGCAGAAGGCCACCUACCACCGCGCGGCGAAGCUGGUGAGAGACUUCGAGAAGGAAGAGAAGCUGUUUGUAUUUUCUGAAGCAGUAGCGACGGCAACUUUGUCCUGUCGAUGA
Ectocarpus sp. CCAP 1310/34 is the source of this 1404-nucleotide messenger RNA. NCBI's taxonomy places the organism in Eukaryota, Phaeophyceae, Ectocarpales, Ectocarpaceae. The record is from the annotation of a GenBank genome assembly.